This is a messenger RNA of Paramuricea clavata, 10800 nucleotides long. The record is from the annotation of a GenBank genome assembly. NCBI's taxonomy places the organism in Eukaryota, Metazoa, Cnidaria, Anthozoa, Malacalcyonacea, Plexauridae.
CUUAUAGGCGGAAAUUGAGAAAUGAUAUUUUGAGAGGAUUUCCCUAUAUCACACAAGAGCUUGCCUCUGAAAUUAUCCCGAACAAAGACGAUAUGUCCGUCAUGAAAAUUAUGACACAUUCUGGUCAACAUGUCACAGCAUACACUCUGAAUGGAUCACCAAUAUUCUUCCAAGUGGAAACACAAUUAUAUCCUACAGGUUUGUUCUCCCAUUGUCACCUUGUAGAAGUUUUGAAGCAUGUCUCUAAUGGCUUGUUCACGUAUACGAUCCCGCUUGCAGGCCCUAAAAUUAAAACAACGCACGCUCAGUACCUGCUUUGCCCAAACUCGUUCCCGUAAGACUAUUCCACUGCAUGAUUCUAACGAGUAAAAUUGUUUGGCGUUAGACAGAGUAAAAUACUCUGCCAUUCAAUCAACCAUUCUCACGUUGGUCCAUAUCUGCCAUCUUUGGAGCAAUGUCUCCCCUCGUCAGAGAAUCUAGACAAUCAACAAUGUGAAAAGCGACUUUUCCAAGUUGUGGCUGUGAAUUUACCGUUAUAUACUCUCAGCCACUUGGGACUUAGGAGAAGCAGCACCCUAGAAAUGACAAGCCGAGCGUGAGAAAGGCUAACAGAGUCAAGGAUUUGGGGCAUCUCACUCGACUGAACUUAUAUGAAGGUUUUUGUAGAUGGAAAUUCCGAUUUUGUAGAUGGAAAUUCCACUCGAAAUUUCCAUCUACAAAACCUUAAUAGAGUCAAGGAGGGAAGAGCCUAGAAACGAGUUUGCAACAGAGUAGGAUUCUAAAUAUUCAGCAUCGUCUAUUUUAAUCAUAUAAACGGUGGAAAAUUCAAAACACUUCUCAGACGUGUCGUCGAAUUGUGGAAUGUGGGUGCAGUUUGUAAACAUUCUAUCUCAGUCCACAAUCUUUUGUUUGUGCAUGUCUAGUUGUAGUAAAAUUUUGUUUCUUAACAGAUAUUUACUAAAUGUUUUCAGUUUAUAUAUUAUGGAAAUAUCCUGACAUGAUACCGGUGUUUACAACGUGGCCGAAUGUUUUUGAGAAAUUACGUGGAGGUGCAGGUAAUUAACGUUCCAGUAAUAUAGUACGCUCAGUUAGAAUGUCUAAAUAUCUUGCAUAUGCACAAGCGGAAUGUAAAAUAUUUUCGCAUUAUAUGCAUGGUUCAACUAAAAUUUCUGCAAUAUCUGUAUGGUUCAACUAAACUAACUUUAUAUUUUAACUGGAUAUUGCUAGAGUUCUAAAUUGUUCUGUCUAGAAGCCCACUAUGUCUAAGGACCAUCCUAUAUCGUUUCGGUAUUAAUAAUAUACAUGAAAACAUUUCUCAAUUCUGAUUGACUAAGAGCAGUACAAUUGUUUCGAAAUACAGUGCCAAAAAAUGAAAUACAGUGUAAAAAAGAAAUACAGUGCAAAUUUCAUGGACUAUUUAGGCUUUCUGAUUGGCUUAAAAUAUGAAACAAUAACAAAGAUAGCCAAUAAUAUACAGCAAUUUUCCAGCAGAAAUAAUACAAAAAAACAAACAUUUAUGGAGUGACUGCAUAAUUAUUUCAUAUAUAUUAUUAAUAAGUAAUAGUAUGGUUUCUCGUGCAAUUUGAAAAAAACAUAUACUCGUGAGUUUUUCAAAGACUUCAAAUUGGACAAUUUUGACAGUCUUUGAAAAACUCACUCGUGCAUGUUUUUCCAAAUUGCACGAGAAACCAUACUAUUACAGUAUUACUCUAUACUAAUAAAGGAAGAAUCCGGAGCAUUGCGUAAAAGCAUAGUGUCGCAACCAUCAACGAUUGUUAAUAAGGCGAGGACCUUCGACUGGUACCCUAGCCUUCCAUAACCUUGUUGACGCAUGGCAGUUGAUUAAUAGGUUCAUCACGCGCUCCCGUACUACGCGGCUUUUGCAACCUGAAAACCGCAGGUUCUACUCGUUCUUUAAUAAUUUGAGAUUAGUCCCAUGUUUUUGUUUUAUAUAGAUACAGUUUAGAUACACUGCUACUCGUGUUUUAAGUGGUAUAUACAUAUAGCUUUAAUUAUGAUUAAGCAAUAGUUUGCUAAGUUUCCCUAUUUGUAGAUCUGAUGUUGCCAGGUGUAAUACAAAUAGAUCUGGAUAAAGAACAGGAGUUUAAGAAACAACAAGUGUGUUCAGUUGCCUUGCUUGGGAACAGGUAGAGCAAAAUGAAUUUUGGUUAAAAUUAAAGUUAGCCAGUUUAUUCAAACUAUAUGAACAGACUCUGGCAUUGGUUGAUUAUAGCAACAGAAAGCAAGAAAUCUAUAGAUCUAGAGAAAUCAUCUUUCAAUUCAAUUCAAUCUAAAAUUCAAUCAUAAUAUUAUCGCCAUGCAAUCCUAAAAGGAACUUGACGUAUAUAUUUCUGCAAUCUUGAUACAGAGCUCCAGUAGCUGUUGGUUAUACAGCAGUAUCGUCUAGUGAGGCAAGAGAACAAGGUAUGCGAGGCAAGGGAGUGAUUAUUCUUCAUUCAUAUCUUGAUCAUUUAUGGUAAGUUUAUUGUUGAAACUUCGUGGAAAUUAUGUCGAACAUGUACAGUACAGUACAGUACAGUACAGUACACAGUACAGUACAGUACUUGGAUAUAUUUUUUUUCUUGCAUUGCAUUGCAUUGAACUUUUCAUAAUAUCACUUUGUAUUCCAGUUUUAUUCUGUUAUCUGUUUUUCAAAGUUCUGUGACCUUUCGUAGGUUGAAAAAAUGAAAUUUUAAAUUGGUGAACAAUUUCUACUUAAAGCGAUUUUUACCAAGUGAUUUGUUACUUUAAUUAGAAUUAAAACGUUCCAAAAUUGCUAAAUAUUUUUCAGCUAUAUUAGUUUAUGAAUUGUUUCUUAUUUUGGAUGGGGAAGAGAUUAAACAUUGCACGACUCCAGCAAACUCCAGCUGUUUUAGCGCCCAAUGCUGACCGUUUUAACAGUCUGUCCCAGUGUAGGUAGUGUCAAUAAUAAGAAAACUGAAAGCUGUGGAUUAAUAGGGAUCCUAUCAUUGGACCAUUCCCCAAUUAACCAAAAUUUUGAUCUCAACAAGUUUAGACAAAAUUUCAUCAUAGCAUGAAAGAGCAUCACAAAUUAAAUUAGUAAUAUUCCAAAGUUUCGUUGCGAAAUGUUGUAAAAUGCGGAUCAUAUAGCCUUGCGAAAUUUGCAAUUUUCAGUCAUUUUAGAUUACAAACGGGAAAUGGUUACCACUUUUCCAAAAUUUUGAUCUUAACUAGCCUAAACAAAAAUUUCAUCACAGCUUGAAAGAGCAUCACAAAAUUAGUAAUAUUCCAAAGUUUCGUUGCAAAAUGUUGUAAAAUGCGGAUAAUAUAGCCUUGCGAAGUUUGUAAUUUUCAGUCAUUUUGUAUUACGCAGAAGUGGUAACCAUUUCCCGUUUGUAAUCUAAAAUGACUGAAAAUUGCAAAUUUCGGAAGGCUAUAUUAUCCGCAUUUUACAACAUUUUGCAACGAAACUUUGGAAUAUUACUAAUAUUGCGAUGCUCUUUCAAGCCGUGAUGAAAUUUUUGUCUAGACUUGUUUAGAUCAAAAUUUUGGUUAAUUGGGGAAUGGUCCAUUAGGCUUGGGUAAAUUUUUUCUAGCAUAAUAGGGCUUCAGGAGCAUAAUAGGCACUUACGAGCAUAGUCGGCAUAUUAGGCCGUUUUCGAGCAAAGAUUUCAAAAAUAAUAAAAUAAUGCUUUGGCUUUGGGGCUACAGUCUACAUAAAUAAAAAAAUGGAACGAGACUAAAGAGAGGGAGUUCGGCUAGUGCCCACAGGCCCCAAAGUUCACUGGUUCGGGUUAGGCCGCCGGGAUGCUGGGCACGAGAAUGAUGACGAGGACAAUAAUUUACAUAAUGAAAGGCUUGGAACAGUUGAAAGCAUAGUUAUAGACGGUGAGGAAUCUGAAGUGUGUAGAAGGAAAUAAUUUAGUUGUAAAUGCUGGACUGUAUUGAGAUCUCCCAGAAAGUCAAAUCUGGCUUGUUUGAACAUUUUAAAGCUAAAAUGUACGACUUUUGUACCUAAUAGGUACAAAAAUUAGUACGUCGAGCAUAAUAGGCUGCUUCACGAGCAUAAUACAUUGUUUUAACGAGCACUGCCUUCGGGCAUAAUAGCCAUAUUUUCGAGCAUAAUUUACCCAAGCCUACUAUCAAUCCGCGACGCUGUUCUCUUACCCACUCUUUAAUAAACAUGCAGCUAGAAUUUCUUUUGCUCUUGGCAAUAGGACUUUUGUGCACCGGAAUCGAUUCCUGCCGAAGGUCCUAUAAUAGGCAAUUCCCAUAAUAGACUAAUUCUAAAGCUAGGCAAGGAGAUGCAAAUAAAUCACCACAGCUAGAAAAAGCAUAUUAAAAUUAGUAAAAUUACAAAGUUUGGUUGCGAAAUGUUGUAAAAUGCGGAAAUAUAGCCUUGCAAAGUGUGCAUAUUUUGUAUACUUUUGUAUUGCGUGCGGAAAUUGCUACCAUUUUCGGCCCAAAUGUGGUAAGAAUGUGGCAGGAAUUUCCGUACGCAAUACAAAAGUAUACGAAACUUGCGAACUUUGCAAGGCAAUAUUUUCCGCAUUUUACAACAUUUCGCCCCCAAACUUUGUAAUUUUACAAAUUUUAAUAUGCUCUUUUAGUAUGCUGAUUUAUUUGCAUCUUCUUGCCUAGUCUAUAAUGGGAAUUGUCUGUUGCAUUUUAUGCAACUGAUCCUGGUUAGGUUUUAAAACAUCUAUAAAGUUUUCCGCUUGAAAAUUUCCAUGACUUAAAUAGUCGUACAUUUCAGGUCCCAAGGUUCCAAGUGUGAUAUUCCAAUGAUUCUUCCAACCUCAUAUGCAAAUCCUUCUGAAGUAGAAGACAAAGACAAUAAACAAACAGAUGUCGUAGAUUCUGGAACAAAUGAAAACUCUUAUUCAACAAAUAUUGACUCAAAUAAAAAUGAUGUGACAAUAGAAACUACUGCAGGAAAUAUUCCUGGUGAUGAGUGUAAUGAAACAUUAAGCAAAAAUAUAAACAGUAUAGGACUAACAGAGCACGCCGCAACGGCAGGAUCGUCGUCGUUGAAUAGUGAUGAAACUUUGUCGACACAAGUUGCAAAUGUUUUAAGUUCAAGUAAAGACGAUACGGAGGACACUUGUCCCGAAGAGACAGAUGUGACUUUAGAGGAAGACACUACUGGAUGUUGUCCUACCGGUAAUGAGACGAGCAUAAAAUUUUAUAACAUUAAAAUAGCUUUCUAAUAUUCAAAUUUAAAUGCGAUUGGAUAUCACGUGAUGAUGUCCCAAACGUGGGUGUGCAAUGAAAGAGACGUUCCACAAUAAACUGCAUGGCGUGUUUUCCCAAACUGCCUCAAACACAAACCGCAACAGCUAUUGGUAUUACGUGCCUGAUAGCAUUUGAAGAAUGUGAAGCUACUACUACGAGGAUGCCAAUGACUCUCGUUUGUUCCGGAUGCAUGCUGUUCGUGAGCUAUAUCUUAACCAAGAUCACCGUUCAACAUGCUCUUCAACAACAGAACACACUUUUUAAAAUAGUUUAUUAUUUAUUUAAAACAAUUCAUGAUUUCUGAUAGACUGUGAAAUUGUCAUAUCAACUCAAUAGCUAAGUAUGGAGUUUUGACAUAGUAUUCAACGGCGUGACGUCAUAACGUUGAUAUGAAAAAAUAAUUUUGAACGCUACGACAUCAUCCAAAGACGACUGCCGAAGGAGUGAGGAAUUGUGUCACAACAAAAAGGGCUUCCUACAACCGGCUGCUGUUUCAUUUUUUAAAUAAAUAGUAAAGCAAUUAUUGAAUAGGCAAUGGCCAUUUGCAUUAUAGACUAAAUUUUGAUCUAGACAAAAAUUUCAUCACAGCUUGAAAGAGCAUCACAAAAUUAGUAAUAUUCCAACAUUUCGCAACGAAAUGUUGUAAAAUGUGGAUAAUAUAGCCUUGCGAAGUUUGCCGUUUUUCAGUCAUUUUGUAUUACGCACGGGAAAUUGACAGCCCAAUCGGGUGUUGGGGCAUCAAUUUCCCGUUUGUAAUACAAAAUGACUGAAAAUUGCAAAUUUCGCAAAGCUAUAUUAUCCGCAUUUUACAACAUUUCGCAACGAAACUUUGGAAUAUUACUAAUUUUGUGAUGCUCUUUCAAAGCUGUGAUGAAAUUUUUGUCUAGACUUGUUUAGAUCAAAAUUUAGUCUAUAAUGCAAAUGGUCCAUUCCAGCUUUUAAUUUAUGCGCGCAGGGGAGGAUGGGAAGUAAGGUAUCAUAUUGCUGAUUAUGCUGAAAAAAUAUAAAUGACGGCCGUGUUAACACGGAGUGAUAGCAUAUACUUGUAAAUAUUGAAAUAUUUCGGUUGUUUCGGCAGUUUUUAUUGAAAUGUUUCAGCAUAAUCAGCAAUAUGAUACCUUACUUCCCAUCACCCCCUGCGUACAUAAUUAAAAGCUGGAAUUGCCAAUUCGGUUUUCACAUGAUAUUUAACAAUUAUUCGCCGAAGGCGAGGUGAUUAUCGGGGAAUAUUCGCCGAGACGAAGUCGAGGUGAGUAUUCCCCGAUAAUCACCGAGCCUGAGGCGAAUAAUUGUUUUAGUAUUUUUGUGUUUUUUGGGACUGAAUUUAUUUUAAUUUCGCUUAUUUCUUUAUCAGUAUAACGUCCACAAAACGGCUAGCCGCCAUUUUGAAAAUUUCGGUUUUGUUAUAUUCACCUGUAGGUGAAUAUAACAGCUUAAUUCGUCAAAUUUGACCAAUCAACUUGUAGGAUUUGUUAUGUUCACUUGUGCAAAAAUACUAAAAAGAAUUAUCAAGGCCUCAAUUUGUGUAUUAACCAAAGCCCGAAAGCUCAACCUCGCCUAAUAAUACAUGUGGAGCACACACUGACUAGUGUUUCAAAACUGUUUUAAGGUGAACUAGCUGAUUUUCCGUUCUAUCAAAAAGGGCUGUUCGUUUGACCUGUUUAAAUAUAUUGAAGGAAAUAAUUAAUUUAUUUGAUAAAAACAUUUUGAUCAAUUUGAAACAGUUUGUAUUUUAUUUUCAGAUUCCAUGGACACACUGUUGGAAAGAAGUUUAAUGCAUGCUUUACUCUGUAUCAAGAAUAAUGAAUUGCCAAUCUUGACUAGCACGUUUUAUAAAAAUUAUUUACUUCCAUGCUGGUAAGAUAUGUUUGGUAAUCAUUAUAGCUAUAUAAUAGGUGUCCAGCCAUGUUCAUAGAUCUUUCACUGUUGACAUUCUCAUUUUACAUUCAGCGAUUUCUACCAUAACAGUACUCUUAUCAAUUUACCAUCUAUCAAUCUACCAUCCCACCCGCAAAUUUUAGGGCAACGAAACAAAGGUCUGUGCUCAGGAUAAUCGCAAUCCCAUACCAAACUCUAAUCUUUGUGACGUCAUUUCGGGGUAGUAAUAUGGAAAGUCACUCGCGAUCUUGCACAAUGAAAAUAAUUCUUUUUGUUACCUUUCAGCCCUCAAGAUCAAACUUUGGAUAUUAAAAAGUCCAGCUACAAAAAGGUAUUAUUGUAUAUAAUUAUAUUGUUAGCACUGAUAAAAAUCCGGGCUUACGGAUCGAAAGUAUCGCAAUAAUAAAUAGAGAGGUUCAGUUUAUAUACCGCUGCCUCUCACAGGUUUGACACAUUUGAUUGGUUAAUCAGGUAGAAUAAAUUCAUCUGAUCGGUUAAUGGUAGUGGAACUGUAACAGGAAGUCAAAAUCUAAACCUCUCUAAUCAAUAUACGUGAUGUAUGUUUUCCACAAACCAAACCAAAACAGAUAUGUUAUUUAUUACUCUUACCAUGGAUUGUAAAAUAACUGGAUAGGAAACUUCCUGACGUCAUUGACUGCAUCCUUGUUGAAAAACGUGACGUCACGCGUAUUGCGAAUGUUACCAAAGUUCUCGGCAUUUUUGUUGUUUUGCUAUAUUUUCCACUUUAAAAGGGUGAUAUUGAAGCAUAAACUGGUCUAAUUGUUUUAAAAACAUGCCUAAGCCACGACAAAGUAUUCAAGGUAAAUGUUUUUCGUCUUUGUUUAAUUUGUAUUUUUUACAUUUGUAGCUACGAAAUUGGCGUCACAAAUUUUAACGAAAUUUGCGAUGUAUUUUUCACUUUUUAGUGCUUGAAAUAUUUGCUAAAAUUGAUUGGGAAUACUUAGAAAAAUUUUCAUCGUAGAAUGGCGUGGUUAUAUUUAUUUGCUCUUUGACUAAAAUGUUUAGCUGUAUUAUUGCUAAACAUGCCGUUUUUGAGAAUUUGGUUUUCAACUAGGUUGAGGUAUCCAACCACGCCAUCCAUCAGCUCAUUGAAAACAUUUGGUCACGUCAGCUAGUUUCCUAUCCAUUUAUUUUAUUAUCCAUGCUCGUACCAAAAAUCUAUUGGAAUGUACCGUAUCGAUACUUUUGCAUGGAUAUAAGUUAGAUAUACGCAUGCAGAAUAUUAGUUCAGUAAUAUAAGCAUUAUGAUGUAGCACAGGCACACAUUUGUAAACGUCAGAAAAGCCGAUAGCUGCACAAUAUUGUUGAAGGGAUUUGUACAUGGAAAUUUCGAGUGGAAUUUUUAUACAUUUACUAGACCUAACCAGGAGCUGUUGCACCGAAAAAUGCAACUAUAGGACCUCUGUCAGGAAUCCAACCUGCGACCCUGCGAUUCCGGUGCAGCGCUCUAACCAACUGAGCUAUACAGAAAGACAGUUGUCGAGCUCUAACCGCAAGGUGUCAAUAUACAGUGUAUGGGUAAAUAUCAGGACUUUGGUCAUCUCACUUGAGAUAACUAAUUUCUUGAAUGGCUCACUGGAACCACAGCGCUUACUGAAACUUUCCUACUGUAUCUAGGGCUCGGAUGCAACAAACAUUCCGGUGUUGUACCUCGUGUUUGUAUCUAGAGUUGCCCAGGUAUAUUAUUGUCCCGAAAUGGAAAUAUGUUUAUUUUAGUUAACAAAGUUCCUUCAAGUGAUGGAAGACAGAGGGUUUAUUGCAAUGAAAGAACAGUCGAAAGGCGUACAUUGCAUCGAUAAUGUUAACUGGGCACACGAAAAGUAAGAAUCUCAUGUAAAUGUGUAUUACGAUAUGUGCAUGAUAUAGUAACAAACGAAAGAAACCGAUAAACUUGCAUGAUAAUCCAAUGUACAUAUAUUUAUUUUAUAUUUAUAAACUUUACAAUCAUGCAACAAAACGAUUGAAGGUACAGACAACAGGACUGAGGAGUCCCAAAUUAAGUCCUACCUACACAUUACAUUGGAAUUGUAAAACAAAGACAGACCGGGUUACAAACUUUAAUAAAGCCCACAACAUAAAAUUACAACACACGAUCAAUGCAUUCCAAACCAUCCUUACACCUUCCAAACUAUAGACAUGGACCACCCAUAUAUUGCAGUCCUUUCUAAGUCAACUACCUUAAACCUGGAAAGAAGGUUUGGGAAAUGACCAAGUUACAAAAAUGUUUUAUACAUAUAAAUGUAUCAACAUUGUACAUCACAGACACAGUCACAGAAUACAGUAAACAUCGUAAACAUGAUGUGUUCCAGGCUGUCCCUGCAUUUUCCAAAGAUAGGAUUUCCAUAUAUAGUCUUAUAAACUGCAAAAUGAUUUCUGUAAGAUUCAAAACUUCCGAAAUGGAGAUAUACAGACUUUUCAAGCGCUUGGCGAUCGUGAUGGGAAAACAGGGUAAAUGUCUUAUAUUUCCUGACUGUGCAACAUCUUGAUAAGAUGACUUCGCUUGGAACACCGGAAUCUGUUAUCAUUGAUAAAUAGUUUUGAAUUAAUUGAAAGUAAAAAAAAGAGGAGAGAAUGGAAAGAAGAAUAAGAAAUAAACAGAAUUAAUAAUUUAAAAGAAGGAUGGCUAAAUAAAUGAAUAAAUAAAUAAAUAAAUAAAGUGGUGGUAUAUUGAUAAGAAAUUUAAUAAGAAAUGCUUUAUUUUUCAGUUUAAAAACCUUCAAGAAAGAAAAUUCAGAUAUAAUUAGCGAGAAACGUCAAAACGAUAGUGAAUCAAUACCGACCAAUAAGUAUCAGGUGAUGGUUGCACAACACGUUCAUUGCGAUGACAAUGAUAAUAAAUUAUAUUUACUUAUCUAUGUUUUUAUUAUUGGUCGGCUUUUAUAAUUAGCUGACGUAUCAUGUGUAUAAUUAUAAUUUCUGUAUAUCAUUAGCCACCAGAAAUUGAAGAUGUUUUCGCCGUAUCAGGAUCUACUCGCCCUCUUUUCGAAUGUCGUGGUUACAGGUACGUUGAUGAUGAGCAAACAUAUAUAGCCAGUUGAUCAGCGUAAUCAGUGAGUAAGGUGUUUCAAUUUGACAUUUUUGUGCUGAUAAGGCUUAACCUUUAUUUUUGUCAGUGAAUUUUAAUGAGGGAGGUAUCUUAACACGUGCAUGCAUGAUAUGCGAUUAAUGGCUCAAAUGGGAAGCAUUGUUUGAAAUGAACUUGGUCAUGCACGAGUGAAAUGAUAAACAGCUGCAUUGUUUGCAAUCUAUUGAUUACAAUCUAUUGUUGCUGAAUAACCAAGCGUAGUUCUAGAGAGGGGGGGGUGCAACUUCAUAGUCAGGUAGUAUCAGAAUAAUAAUUUCAUACAAAGGGCUUAGGUUACUUUUAAACCUAUUUUAGAUUUUAGCCUAUUUUUAAAUUCUCAUGAUACACUUUCCUUGAAAUCAAGUGAAAUAAAAUAGAAUUUUGAUUAAAAUGAGCAGGAACAUUUUCGACUAACAUUUUUGAUCUGCGAUUUUGUUUUAUUCAGCAAAGGUGCGAUAUUAACAGCAAAGGAAGUUCGACAAGUUGCCACAGACUAUAUCAAAUCUCAGGAGCUUGCUUCUUCGCAAAACAAAAGGUAAAAGUAAACGCAUUUGAAACGUUUGAUGAAUGGUUAAGACGCAUCAUCCAACUGACGCGUCAUCCAGACCAUGUAGCGAAAAUAUCACCAUUUAUUAUAUGGA